AUGAAGGUCUUCUUGCCUAUCGUAGCCCUCGCUGGGCUUGGCUUAGCCGCAGACAUGAACGUCUGGGAUCUUGAUGACUCUUGCCAAACACCCGAACGCAAAGGUGCCUUUGACAAGGCGUACAGCGAUGCAGAAGUUCUAGCAGUCAAAGCUCAAGAGGACCUUGAGAAGCUCAAAGGCGCGCGUCCAGACUUUGUAUCAAACAUGCGAACCAACUGGGACCGUAUCGCAAGGGCUGCGACUAACAUGUUUGGCUUUGUGCCGAAUAAAGAUGGCCAUGAUCCUGCUGAGGAGCAUUACUCGAACGUUAGGUAUGUUUAUGAUCGUAUGGUCAAGACCCUUCACAACGAUGAGAUGAUUCCAGCCAAUGGCUACGGCGGACUCAAGCCUCUUCUUCUGUGCGACGAAAGCAAAUUCGUCUGGGUCGGAAGAGACGACAAGGAUCCUCACGAUCCAGCAGGAAGGCCGCUUCGCGAGUCCAGACCCAAGGAGAUGGGAGAUUCAAAAGCCGGAGCUUGGGUCUACAAGAAAAGGUACCUCGUAAAUGGCGUCAAGCAAUCCAACACAGGACUCUGCAGACCAGGCGUGUUCGCCGUCACGCUUACCCGCAACGACUUCAUCAUCUUUUGUCCGCCAUCAUUCCAAGACCCGGUGGCUGGUACAAGAUCCGCUGUUGAUGCUAAAGACAGCGUUCAGAAAGACGAUAUGUUGGAUACGUACUCUGCUACUAGCCUUUCUCGAGUCAUGGUCCAUGAGCUUGCCCAUUGGUUUGGCGGUGAUGGAAAUGGUGGAACCGAGAACCGCAAUAUCCCUGAUCAACAAGCUGUCGGAAAGGAGGGAGCUCUCGUCUGGCAAAAGCCCGAUGGCAAACGCACCACUGACGCGUCUCUCAAGGACCUCAAGAGAUAUCUUACAUACCACUUUAUGUGGGUUUCCAACUUGGCGCGCUCUCACGAGGGCGCUAACGCAGGAAAUUCUGGCCCGAGCAAAGCCACUUUUACGGCUGAAUCAUAUGCUCUCUUCGCUUUAAUGUCCUACAUGGAUAACUGGGAUUGGGCUAAUGAUGGGAAGGCAAAGGCGUUUGUUGAUGAAAUGAUCCCAUAUGAGAGACUUCCCAACAGUAAGAAGGUUCGUUUGGGCUAG
Molecule: messenger RNA, 1143 nt
Organism: Fusarium subglutinans
Lineage: Eukaryota; Fungi; Ascomycota; Sordariomycetes; Hypocreales; Nectriaceae
Exons: 5
Coding region: 1-1143 (380 amino acids)
Molecular function (GO): metallopeptidase activity
Source: RefSeq, a predicted model, not a curated record